This is a messenger RNA of Fundulus heteroclitus (mummichog), 2475 nucleotides long. RefSeq names its product egl-9 family hypoxia-inducible factor 1a. Gene Ontology annotation, molecular function: peptidyl-proline 4-dioxygenase activity; ferrous iron binding; L-ascorbic acid binding. Gene Ontology annotation, biological process: cellular response to hypoxia; peptidyl-proline hydroxylation to 4-hydroxy-L-proline. The record is from RefSeq and is a predicted model, not a curated record. Gene Ontology annotation, cellular component: nucleus; cytoplasm. The coding region runs from base 150 to 527 and encodes 125 amino acids. Lineage: Eukaryota; Metazoa; Chordata; Actinopteri; Cyprinodontiformes; Fundulidae. The transcript is spliced from 4 exons.
UUUUACUCACACUCGGAUACGUUUUUUGUCUUGAUUUUCCACCUUUAUGUCCAUUAACGUUGACGGUUAGUGCCAGUAGAACUGUGCUCGUUUCACCGUGUCUGUUUGCACUAAUCACAUUUUUCCAUGUCUCCCUCUCUCUUCAGGCAAUGGUGGCCUGUUACCCUGGGAACGGAACAGGUUAUGUGCGCCAUGUGGACAACCCCAACGGCGAUGGGCGUUGUGUCACGUGCAUAUAUUACCUUAAUAGAGAUUGGAACGCCAAGGAACACGGUGGCCUGCUUCGAAUCUUCCCUGAAGGAAAGGCCCAGUUCGCCGACAUAGAGCCAAAAUUCGACCGCCUGCUGCUCUUCUGGUCAGACAGACGAAACCCUCACGAGGUCCAGCCCGCUUUCUCCACAAGGUAUGCCAUCACGGUGUGGUAUUUCGACGCAGACGAGCGAGCCAGAGCUAAAGAAAAGUACUUAACAGGCGCAGGAGAAAAGGGAGUAAAAGUCGAACUCAACAAAUCCUCCGAGCCCAGCUAGUGGGACGGCGGCGGCGGCGUCCCGCGCCAACAUCCAUUAAGUGCUCUGUCCUAAGAAAGUGGCCUAUAGAGCGCGCCUGUGUGUGUGUUUUACAUAGGAGCACAACUGAGUUUUGCUUAAGUGGGUUAAAAGGUCUUCAUUUACAAAGACGAAAUAAGAGGACGGAAAUCAGCUACACACUACUCUCUGUUCAUUUACGGUAAAUCUGGACAAGCCAGAGGACAAUGAAUGUCAUAACAUUGUACUAAAAGGGAUUGUAUGCUUCUUUUUUUUUUUUUUUCCCUCUUAUUAAUAGAGAAUGCAUCUACAGUACAGCUGAGCUGGCUAAAGAAGAAAAAAAAAUCUGAUCCUCAUAUUUUGUUUUCCCAAGUUGAUUCCUUAAAGGUACAGUGUUUUGCUUUUCAGGUUAUUUUUUUGCUCGCAUCAUAGAAUAAGCUACUCCGUGCAUGUAAGGAUCCAGGAAGUUUCAGGAACGACCUGGACUCAGAGACAACCCAGCUCUGCUUUGGUCUCAGUCCCAGUUCCUAAUGCUGCAGCUUCCCGGAUCCAUGUUUUAAUGGCCUUGUUUUUCUGUCGCGCUCGGUAACAUGAACUGUUUUGAAUCAGCAGAAUGUUGAGCAGAGACUUACAUAAACAUUAUCUCUGAGUGGGAUGCAGCCUGGCUCGCUUUGAUCUGUUGUUUUUUUUUAAUGCAAAGUGCAGUGCGCCCUCUGCAGGACACUUAUUUUGUGUACAGCACCUUCAUGUUUGUGCCAAUGUUUGUUUUUGUUGCUGUUUUUUUUUUUUUUUUUCCUCUUUCGAACCUGAGGAUGAAUGAUAAGUUGCUGCUGAUCGGAUCCCUUCAGGUCUCAGGCUAGGCAUGGGCCGGCGUUAGUCACGCGGUGCGAUAGAGUCCACUAAACAAUGCCACCGUACCGCUGCAUCUGCAACAAAAAAAAGAAAGAAAAGCAAAUACAGUUGUUUUUCAAAAUAAAAGCGCCAUGUUUAUUUUCCUGCAGGCAAGUGUAAGAAGAAAAACAACAGUCUGCAGUUUCCUUUGCAGACCCAGUUACUCUAAGAAGCGAAGAUGCUUGAAGAUUCAGCCGGACUAAUAUUUAGUUCUGAGAACUGCUUCCCGUCUGUGUUGCACGGAGCUCGAUUUCGCUGCGUUUCUUUUGGUUUUGCCUCCAAACAAAAAGCUCAUCUGUCACUCACUGCAAAAGCUUUUCUCUCAGGUUACGGUCUGGAGAAUUUGAGCUGAAAACACGUUAACCUUUUAGGUCUGGAACCGAAAUGCUGCUCGUUUACGUUUGUCUUGUUCAAACACCCAUUUCUAGGGCAUUUACUCUUCAGUUCAAGGCUACGUGACUGAAGGUCUUUUUCUGUGUGUGUGUGUUUGUGUUCAGACAGGUGUGCUGUAAAUAGUUAUGAUGCAUCGUUAGUUGCAUCCCCACACCAUGAUGUCUGAGCCGCCGUGCUUCUCCUGCUGUCGUCAGUUUAUAGACUAACCCGAUUCUCUGCAGCCCACAUCAUUUUUUCCAACAAUGGGACUCUGCGGGGGCUUCUUGCCAAUGAGUCUGCCUGCUCUAGCGCUCGCAGGUAACCAGAUCCUUCUGAAACUGAUUUAGUGGAUGCAGUUUUUCCCUUUUUUUGUGAUUCUUUGAUCCAUUCAAAUACUAGUUCUCUGUUCCCUUCAUGUUUUGAAGCAACAUUUGCUGCAGUCGUCCCUAAAUGAGGACCACCUGCAUGACGCCUUGUCCUCAGUGAUGGAAAUCCUCACAGCCGUUACUUUAAACAGAGAACCCUUUCAAUUAAGGGUUCAGUCACAGAACCAGCAGUGUUCAUGCCACCACUGUUGGAUCUGUUGGUCUUAUGUUGCCGAUCUGCUCUUGUAAAGUAUUUCACCAGGUAGAAGUGUAAGCGCUGCUAAAACCAGGGUAUGAUCUGGUCAGGGACGUUGGACUGCUAU